AGAUUCCUAGUGAUUGCAUUUGCUGUGAUAGCAGUUGUUGGAGCGGCUACAUUGCCGGCCGACUACCUGCCACCCGUUGUGGAUAACAGUUUGCCUGUACAGGAAUAUUUACCACCACCAUCUGCAGAUGCGGUCGACGAGCAAACACUACUCGCUAAUGAUGGAUACCGUUACAAGUCUGUACAUCGACUCAAAUACCGUCAUCGUCGUGAUGUAAAUGAACUACCCCAAAACGAAUACCUACCAGCCACAGAAGUAGCUCAAGAAAGUGAAGUGAUUGAAGCCGCGGAACCAGCCGAUGAAGUUAAGCCCGCAGAAGCCCAAGUGAUCGCUGUGGAGGAAGCCACUGAACCCGCUGCUGAAGUAAAGACUGAAUUGGCUGAUGAUGGGUACCGUUACAAAGUCGUUCGUCGCUUGAAAUACCGCAAGCGUCGCGAUGUCGAUGAGCUCCCACAGAACGAAUAUCUUCCACCUGCCGAAGAAGGCCACGAAACUGCUGUUGAAGAAGUUAGUGAACCCGCUGCUGAAGUAAAGACUGAAUUGGCUGAUGAUGGUUACCGUUACAAAGUUGUCCGUCGCCUGAAAUACCGCAAGCGUCGCGAUGUCGAUGAGCUCCCACAGAAUGAAUAUCUCCCACCUGCGGAAGAGGCCCAAGAAACAGUUGUCGAAGAAGUUAGUGAACCCGCUGCUGAAGUAAAGACUGAAUUGGCUGAUGAUGGCUACCGUUACAAAGUCGUUCGUCGCUUGAAAUAUCGCAAGCGUCGCGAUGUCGAUGAGCUCCCACAGAACGAAUAU
This is a messenger RNA of Rhagoletis pomonella (apple maggot), 795 nucleotides long. RefSeq lists its product as uncharacterized. The annotation marks the transcript as partial. The record is from RefSeq and is a predicted model, not a curated record. The transcript has a single exon. NCBI's taxonomy places the organism in Eukaryota, Metazoa, Arthropoda, Insecta, Diptera, Tephritidae.